GGAAGUGAGGGGAGCACUUCCGGGUUCGGCAAUAAGCUGGAGCCGGCGGCCUUAGCUCGGCCCUUUGGGCCUUCUUCCGAAGCUCCGCCUUCGCUCCGCUCUUUCUAGAAACCCAGCUUUGCUCUUGGUGGUGUCGGACAGGUAUUUCCCGGCCGCUGCGGGUACCCGCGGGACAGUCCGCUGCACUGAAGCGGCGAGUCCUUUGCUCUGUGGAGGCUCGGAAACUCCCGCCGGGAGCAGGAAAGUCAGUUCCCGGUGUCGCGACCCCGGCGCUGACCUUCCUUCGCUCUUUUCCCUUUCCGAUUGCAGCGUCCCAGACGCGUGAGAUCCCCAUGGCGGAUACGGCCCCGAACGGCCCCCAAGGGGCGGGCGCAGUGCAAUUCUUGAUGGCCAAUAAACUGGACACGGCAAUGUGGCUUUCUCGCUUGUUCACAGUUUACUGCUCUGCUUUGUUUGUUCUGCCUCUUCUUGGGUUGCAUGAAGCAGCAAGCUUUUACCAACGUGCUUUGCUGGCAAAUGCUCUGACUAGUGCUCUGAGGCUGCACCAAAGAUUACCACACUUCCAGUUAAGCAGAGCAUUCCUGGCCCAGGCUUUGUUAGAGGACAGCUGCCACUACCUGUUGUAUUCACUCAUCUUUGUCAAUUCCUACCCUGUUACAAUGAGUAUUUUCCCAGUCUUGUUAUUUUCUUUACUUCAUGCUGCCACAUACACGAAAAAGGUCCUCGAUGCAAAGGGUUCAAAUAGUUUACCUCUGCUGAGGUCUCUCUUGGAUAAAUUAAGCACUAAUCAACAGAAUAUUCUGAAAUUCAUUGCUUGUAAUGAAAUAUUCUUGAUGCCUGCUACAGUUUUUAUGCUUUUUAGUGGUCAAGGAAGUUUGCUCCAGCCUUUUAUAUACUAUAGAUUCCUUACCCUUCGAUACUCCUCUCGAAGAAAUCCGUAUUGUCGGACCUUGUUUAAUGAACUGAGGAUUGUUGUUGAACAUCUAAUAAUGAAACCUGCUUGCCCACUGUUUGUGAGAAGACUUUGUCUCCAGAGCAUUGCCUUUAUAAGCAGACUGGCACCAACAGUUGCAUAGUUUAACAUCCAGCUAAGUUAUAUAUAAUAUAAAUAAGCAUUAUUAGCUGCUGGUACUUCUGCUACGGAUGGUUAAUUCCAGGUGUAAAACUGACCUCAGUGCAAUUUACAUAAUUUACAUAAAUGCAUCUCAAAAGAAAAAUGAUCAUUUUCCUGGCAUGUUAAAUCAAGCCUUUUAAACACUUUCUGAGAAACUUUAUUGUAAUGUAUUGUUAAUAGUUAGGGAAGUUUGAAUCUUGUGAUAAAUGUAUCAAAAAUUCUUUAGAUGCUGCUGUGCCUUUAUCAUGAAGUACAUUUAUUUCUCUGGUAAAAAUAGCUCUAAAAUUUGUUUUCAUCUCAUCUAAUUGGUAACCUGAAUUUAUAUCUGGCAUGAGUUCAUUAUAGUAACAUUAACAUGUAAAUUCAGUAUAUUUUGAGACAGUAUUCUUUUGCCAUUCAGUAAUUUUGGCUGAUGAUUUUAACAAAAACACUUCCCACUGUAUUUAAUUUCAAAUUGCUUUUAAAUUGAUUUUGUGCUGCUUUGUUAGGACAGAUUUAUUUUGGAUAUACUGUUAUAAUAGGAAUUCUAUAUGUAUCUUAUACUAUGACCUUCCAAAAUUUUAUUUUCAUAAUUACUUCUGUGGCUUUGAAUAUUUUUUUUUUAAAGGCCCAACUGAAAGCUUGUUAACCAAUUGGGUAAAUAUUUGUGGUCACCUAAGCGUUUUACAUCAGAGAGCAAUACAGUAGUCGGACACUUUUCCUUUCACAGACCCAUUGAGUAACAUUUCUCAAAUAGGAAAUCCUUCUUUUAGAAAUGUGGGCACAUAGGUUUUAGUAUUACUGUAAUUUAUACAAUUAUUUAGAUCAGAUUCUUGACUGCCAGUUUUCUCGGUUUCUUAGGCUUGAUUUUCAUAGACAGUUGCAGCAAUUCAGAUGCUUUUUGAAAGGAAUGUAACUGAAGAUUGAGCGUAUGACUAAACUUUGUAUCUGUUCUGAAAUAACGAAGAUUAUACAUACUUACCCAUCAAAUCUGACUUAAAAGGUUAAAUAGAAAGGUUUAUAGGAAAGGUUAUUGCCUGGGAAUGGAGCCAGGGGAGGAGUUGUGGGGGGAAUAGUGUGCGUUUCGGUGGUGUAACGCACAGCUGCAUUUGGGGGGAUUGGAUGUAUUAUGCAACUGUGAUUUGAGUUGUAUAAUAUGUUAAAUGUGUUCGUUGAGCUUCCAUUAACUCCUUUUUAAAAUUCAUUCUGAUCUUUAUUGUUGCAUGAUUGGAAAUGUUUAAAACCUUGCAAAAUGUAAAUACAGAGUAAUUAACGGUUUUUUUGUGACCAGUUUUCUUCUAUGUGCAUGUAACUUGGAUUUCUCCAGUAUACUCAGUGACUUACCAGUAACAUCAGUUUUCUUUUUAUUCAACUUUUUGAUCUAUAGAAAUGUGAUACCUACUUGAUAGCUCAACUGUCACCAGCUAUUUUUGUAAUUUUGUAAUAUUUAUCUACUAAGUUAGAGAAGCCUCGUAAUAUACAGUUGAUUGUAGGGGUGGGGCAGUCUCACUAUCACUAUGUAUCACUAUCUGAUGGUUUUAAAAACUAAAUUUUCUAGAGCAAUAAAGUAAUUAUAAGGUUAAGUAAACAAUAUAUUAUUGAUUUCUAAUGACGUUUUUAAAAAUUUGAAUUGUAUCAAGAAAUUUUGGCAGCUGAAGGCAUACUUUUAAGUUACUAGGUGUUUUUGUUUGCUUUUACAAUUUUUUUAAAUCUUGAGAUAAUUUUAGAUUUGUAGAAGAGUUGUAAAAAAUAGUAAAGAGAGUUCCUAUAUACCCUUUACUCAGCUUCUCCUUGUGUUAACAGCUUCCAUAACUAUACAACAUUUAUCACAACUAAGAAAUUAACCCUGGAACAAUGCUAUUAACUAUUAAGGUACAGAACUUAUUCACAUUUCACCAGUUUUUCCAUUUAUUAAUUUUCUUUUUGUGUGCUCUGUUUCUACCAUGAUGUUUCUUUGAAUGAUCUAUAAGUAUGCCUCUGUUUUUAGUUUUUCCUGUUUACGUUGAAAAUUACUAUUGGUCAAAAGGAUUUUCCUAAAGGAAAUAAUUCAUGUUUAACAACAAGAAUUUAACAUUAAUACUAUUACAAUUUAAAACCCUCUGUGCUUCAAAAGUCAGUGCUUUUAUCACAUAAUGGAGUUAUAUUUCUGAUAUGCUCAUGUUCUUUAAAGGAAGGCUUGAUUUAUAAACAAAAUACUCCUAAACUCAUGAAAAAAUAAAUCUUAAAAUUUGAGCAUUACUAGAUGUUUAGUUAGCAUGAACAUGUAGUUAGGAAUUUUGCAGUAUGAAUACAUACAACUAGCUAAUUUGACAUCUGAAAUUAUAGGGUAACUUGCAUAUCUAUCAAAUUAAAAUUAAGGAAAUAGAGUAUAUAGAAUGAAUGUACUAGGAGAAGUUAUAGCUGCAUAGCUGAAUUUAUUUUUACUUACAGGUUUAAAAAAAAGUUGAUUUAACAUCCAGAAUAUCUAAUUCUUUAGGAAGUGGUAUAGUGCUGCUGUUCUUCUAGCACUUUUAGAUAUUAAACCUUCUUGGACAGGUGGAACAAAAUCUACUUUAUUUCUAACAAAGAUUCUAUAUUCCAUUUGUAUACUUGACUCCUCUUGAAUUUUAACUAUUUAACAUCAGUCUAAAGAGAAAUUUCAUAAAUAACAAUUUGUAUUUAAAUUUUCUUGGGGUAAAAUUCACGAAGGUAGAUGCUCCUAGAAGAAGUAAGCAAGAAAGAAAGCUAACCUUUUUAAAAAAAAAAUUGAAUUUAGUUAUUUGGGAACCUCCCUUAUGGGGAAAAUCAAGGCAUGCUUAACAUUAAACCAGAAGUUGUGAAGGAUUUAUGGUCUGUUGUAUAACUAAGAAUUGUAAAGCUAUCAGAAUACUUCUUUUCCUCCUAAAAAUCAGGAUCAAAAAUCAGUCUAGGUUUGUGAGUUUAGGACAUGAAUAUUAUUCAUCCUAAAAAGGAAAAUAGGUGUGUAUAUAAUGCUGCGAGCAGAACUGAGAGUUUUUGCUUUAAGUUUGAGAUAAGAAUGAAAUUAAUUUUGAGGGAUUGUGGUAAAGAUCCUUAUCUAAUGCUAAGGAAUCUGUUUUAAUUAAUAUAGUUCUGAAGCUCCCAUCCACCCAUCUACCCAAAUCCCCUUUUGAUCUGCUAGCCUCAUUGCUGUCACCCAAAUUGAGACUGAUUUUUAUUCUGUAAUGAAAACGUCAAGGGAGAAAGUAACCACAGUUAUGUUUAUGAGCAGUAGGUGGCACUCUUUCCUCAAGUAGUCCUCAGCUGUUUUACGUGCCAUGUUGGAAGGUUAAAUGACACUAAAUCCUGAGUCAGCAUAAAACUAAGGACCUGAAUUCCAUGACUCUUUAAUAUGUAAUUAUUCAAUAUUCAGUAAAUAUUUAGUAAGCAUUUACUAUGAGUACAUUUUAAAAAUAUUGAAAUGUUCAAAAGCUGGAAGAAGUACCCUGUUAAUAUCUGCUUUCUAGGUAAAUAAUAGUAUAGGCCACAAUUAUUGGUGUUAUUCAGAUCAUGAUCUCUCUGCUGUUUUUGUUUUUGUUUUCAUAAGUGCCUAAAUUACCUAAACACAUCAAUUAUAAAAUUGCUCUUUCUCCUUCAUUUCAGGUAUAUAGAAAAAUGGUACUUGAAAUUUGUUCAUGUUCAUUUUGUAGGUGUACAAGGUGUAACUAGUUCCAUCUCUUAAAAUUUAGACUUUUCACAAUAAUACAAAAGCAUAUUGAAAUUUUUGGAUAUUAGGAAUGGUACCUAGAUUUGUAAAUUCAGUUUGAGUUGCAGAGACAACUAUUGAUAGUUUCACUUAUCAUCUCGUUGGAAUUUCUCUAGAGUUAAGAGAAUUCUACAGAGGAUAUAUGAUAGUGUAGCUCAACAGAUAAUAUACCAAAGGCAUAUAUGUUUUAUAAAUCCGGGAGUUAUUUCCAGAGAUUGUUGCAAUGAGCAGGCCUGUUACAAUAUUCUGGGUGGAAAGUUGUGAUUGGAUCUGAUAUUAAGGAUAAGAAAGGAGCUGCUGAAAGUUUGGGAGGCUUCCUGGUAGUGAUUAUUCUAUGAUAUGUUUAUCUUCAGAGGUGGUAUUCGGGAGGAUUCUUAGAAAGGAACACAUCCCUGUGUGAGGGAUUAACUGUAGAGUAGUCUCUCUCCUGUUGUGCAGUGCAAAUAGGAAAACUGACCUGCACUGAAUUUGAGUUGAUGUGACAAGAGGUAAAGUACAGUAUUUUUUUAGUCUAAAACAGAUUCUUUUUCUUAGAAAAUGAUAGAGAAAAAUUAUUAUUAGGUAUCUUUGCUGGAAUCUAAAAAUUAGCUCACAUUCCAGAAGAAGGAAAGGCCCAAGAAUCAUUUCACUUUUUCCAUCAUAGUUUUCCAGAGCUACUUUUUUGAUAUGCUCAGUACUUUUAAACUAACCAUUUUUUUUUCUUGGUUCAUGACAGUUUAGUUCCAACCUAGACUAUUUUCUUUUGUAACUUUAAGACAAAUGCUUUUGAUAUGAAUUUUUGCUUGCGUAUGUAUCUGUAAGUUCAGACCAGAUGGGCAAAGUCUUGGGCAGAUAACAUUUGUGAUGUGUAUAUAUUGGAACAAAUGUAAAAGGGUCACAAGGAUUAGAAAGAGAGUCAUAAAAAACUGCUUGAUAUAUAAUGCAUGACUUCUGGUGCUCUAUAUAAUGGGAGAUAUUGAACUAAAAAAUUUGUAUACACAGUAUGUCAGCAUUUCUUAGUAACUUCUUUUGAAUCCAUUUUUAAUAUCUAAUAUUAUACAGGUUGGGGAGUUACAUACUCUUCAGGCCAAUACUAUCCAGACUGUAUAAAUUUAUAAAAUAAAUUGAAAAAUUCAUCAUUCCCCUGUAUUCAAGAUCAAAGCACAUAAAUGCUAAUGUAGGGCUCAGAGGGGACAUAAUAUUGCUCCUGAAUAUUUGAGAAAAUGUGAACUCCUUUCAAGAAAAUCUAAUAAACAUAAUAAUCCUAGCCUGCUGACACUAAGGAAAAAGGACCUCAUUCACUCUUUCUUUUAUGCAGUGAUUUACUGGUCCCUACUGAUUCUCAAAUUGAAUCACCGUACUAAAUUAUCUGUGCUGGUACCUGUGAAAGUAAGCCCUGGGAUCCGUAUUUGUUUUGUGUUCUGCUUAAAUCAGCAAGAAUGAUAAAUUUGAUGGUGUGAAAUUGGAAGUGUCAAGGGCUCUCUUUGGUGAUUGAGCAAAAUAAUGUCUCCACUUGUAAUUUAUUGUGACCCUUUUUCACUGUAUGUGCUUUGUAUAUCUAAUAUUUAUUUCAAUACAAAUUAAAUUGUUGUUCCCGCAUCUGUAUUGUUAUACCUAAGAUUUUAUUGAUGUAAAAAUCAAAUUGCAUAAUAAAAAAAAAUUUUCUCUGGA
Molecule: messenger RNA, 6446 nt
Organism: Balaenoptera musculus (blue whale)
Lineage: Eukaryota; Metazoa; Chordata; Mammalia; Artiodactyla; Balaenopteridae
Gene: TMEM33
Product: transmembrane protein 33
Exons: 7
Coding region: 333-1076 (247 amino acids)
Biological process (GO): endoplasmic reticulum tubular network organization; membrane organization
Cellular component (GO): membrane; endoplasmic reticulum
Source: RefSeq, a predicted model, not a curated record